Messenger RNA from Rhinocladiella mackenziei CBS 650.93, 924 nucleotides. RefSeq lists its product as uncharacterized. Gene Ontology annotation, molecular function: endonuclease activity; nucleic acid binding. The transcript has 2 exons. NCBI's taxonomy places the organism in Eukaryota, Fungi, Ascomycota, Eurotiomycetes, Chaetothyriales, Herpotrichiellaceae. The record is from RefSeq and is a predicted model, not a curated record. The coding region runs from base 1 to 924 and encodes 307 amino acids. Gene Ontology annotation, biological process: DNA catabolic process.
AUGUACUUUACUGAUGCAGCCGAGAACCUGUUCCACGAACUCGUGGAACCCACUGAGAAAUUCGACAUAUCUGAUGGUGCAGUCUGGGCCGACAGCAACAGCGUGAGAUUCAAAUGGCCAUGGUCAAGAGCAUGGCAUUUCAUUGAUGCAAAAGAUGAUCCUCCGGAGGUCUGCAAUAUACAUUAUAGUUCUGACUGCGAUCCGGACAAAGAAUGUAUCAUAGCAGCCAUCAAGAACAUGGCUGACAUUUUGGUAAAUAAGACUUCGCGGGUCAACGAUCCAGAACUUUCCAAGGAAGAACAGAACAACGCUUUUAAAUUCCUGCUGCACUUCGUCGGCGACGUCACGCAGCCGUUACAUACCGAAGCUAAAUGUCGCGGCGGCAAUGGAAUAAUGGUUCAGUGGGGAAGACCGGAUAGUCAGCCAGAAAAAAUCCACGAAGUCUGGGAUUCGCUUAUCAUCAAGAAACUGCGCGGAUACAAAAGGCCAAGAGGUCCAGAUCCUGACAAUGUAUACGACAAAGAACUUUCUUUGGAUUGGGCGAAUGAUCUCAAAGCCAAAAUGGAUGGGUCUGCUAUUGACGUUGCAAGGGAAUGCGUCGACAUCUCAAAACCAGAGCAAUGUGCGCUGAAGUGGGCAGGCGAGGCCAACAGCUUUAUCUGUUCUUAUGUGCUCAAAGAUGGGGUCAAUCUGGGACAAGAUGAGGAUGAAGAUGAUUGUGAGUGGGAUUGGCAUGGUCCUGCAGACGUGUCAAAGGAGUAUUAUGAAGGCGCCGUGCCCAUUGUCGAGGACCUGGUCUAUAAAGCAGGCUGGAGGCUUGGGCAAUGGAUCAAUGCUCUUGCUGAACAGAGGGCGAAUAUGAUCAAGAGUGGGGUUGUGUUUGAUACUCGCGGACUAAUGGUUCAGCCACAGAUGGAACUAUGA